Messenger RNA from Nilaparvata lugens (brown planthopper), 2610 nucleotides. RefSeq names its product U3 small nucleolar RNA-associated protein 6 homolog. Gene Ontology annotation, biological process: maturation of SSU-rRNA from tricistronic rRNA transcript (SSU-rRNA, 5.8S rRNA, LSU-rRNA). Gene Ontology annotation, cellular component: small-subunit processome; Pwp2p-containing subcomplex of 90S preribosome. Gene Ontology annotation, molecular function: snoRNA binding. Bases 1605 to 1946 code for a protein of 113 amino acids. The transcript has 5 exons. NCBI's taxonomy places the organism in Eukaryota, Metazoa, Arthropoda, Insecta, Hemiptera, Delphacidae. The record is from RefSeq and is a predicted model, not a curated record.
UUUCGCUUUCACCACCCACUUAUCUUUUUAAAACAAAAGAGUUUUAGCAUUUCAAAAUUUUUUUUGUUCUAUUCUGUGGUUUAGGUGUUUAUGUUGAGCUUUGAGUUCAGGCUACACCAUUUGAUUUAAUUUUUGAUUAGAAUUUUUUUUAUUAAUAAUAAUGAUUAGAAUAAUUUUUUAUUAGUUCGUAUAGCUAUCAAUUUGUUUUAUUAAUUUCAAUUAACAGUAAAACGACUCAUCAUGGCAGUAUCAGUCACUUCGAGGGCAAAAGACCCUUUUGAAUUAAUAUUGAUGGAAAAGCUACAACUCUUUACGAAGGCUGAAAUCAAGUAAGUAAUGUAAUCGGUAAUAUUUUACAUAUUUUUGUAGUAUUCAAUUCAACGCUUUGUUUUUGGGCGCUUCCAUAGCGGCGUUUCAAGAUGAGUAUUUAGAGCUUCCGUGGUUAGAGCACCUAACCUAUAAAUUCAUAAUGCCGCAUCUACAUGUUGGCCCGACGAAGGCCAAUGUCGACAGUGCCAGUGUUGGCCUUCGUUGACCUACGUUGGGUUACCAGGCUGGGCCAGAGACUGGGGCAAGCGGGCAACAUGUAGAUGCGGCAUUAGUUUCGAUGAUUCAAUGAAAUGUAGAUGCAAUGUAGUAGUCAACACUUUUAAUUCAUCUACAGCCAUAACGUUCAUACAACAUGAAUUUCCAAUGAGUCAUCGAUUCUAAUGAAUUUAUAGGUUAUGUGCUCUAGCUAAGGCGGCAGAGACGCCGCUAAGAAAUUGUACCUUAACAUAAAACACAUGCUUUCGUUUGUGUUGGUACAAUUCCUCAUGACUAGUCUACACUACCGCCAAGUAACUGGUGAGCUUGGCCACGUUGGUCUUGCCAUCUACACUGCAAUGUGACCAUUUGUGAAUGAUCAGCUGGCCACUCGUCUUUGUGAGUGAUGGAAGCAAAGGCGAGUGCUGGCAAAUCACCUCUCCCCACUCUGGCGCUGGUCGUCAAGUUGUUUCAUUUUCAAACGUUGUUACAUUCUACUUGCCACCUGUCCUUCCAAGUUUGCUUCCAAACAAAAAUAAUUGAUAAUGAAACACUUGGAUGUUGUCUAGAAAUAUCAUGAAAAUUGCUAAAUUACAUAAAUGUUUCAACAAAACAGUAUCUGAAGUCAAAAAUAUUUAAAUAUAUUCAAAGUCAAGUAUCUGAAAUCAAAUAUAUUCAAUGCAAACAUCAACCAUGUAAGUAUGAUCUCCACUUGGUACAGGACGUCUUGUACAACAGUACAGAAAUUAUAAGAUCAACCAACAACAAAAUUUCCAAGUUGAAAUGUUUUGAUGAGAUGGAGGCAGCAUGUUGUAUUGCCAUAGCUGCAGACCAGUUGAUGAAACUGUCUUUUUCAAUGAUUUCUUGUAGAUAUAUUUGAUAAUUUUUUGUUCAAUUUUUAUCAACAGGAAAAUUAAAUCAAAGAGAUCAGAGUUCAGCAACAAAAUCGCUCAUUGCGUGAAGAAGAAGAAACAUAUUUUGCAGUUUAUCGACUACGAGAUAACCUUGCUCUUCUUGGUUAGAACGAGGAAACAGCAAAAGGGCCUAUCAACAUCAUCAAGCAAAUCGCAUAUAGAAGUAUGUAUCGCUGUCCAUGUUACAGCAUUGUGCAAUCGAGCAAUACUAAGCUAUCCCAACGAUCUUGGAAUUUGGCUUUCCUACAUCAAAUUCUGCAGACAAAUUGCAGCCUAGUGCUGGUGCAUAUGUUGGCAGCUCACAGCGACAUUCCGAUCCUGUUUAAGUUGGCUGCAGAUUGGGAGCUGGACGACUGCAGGAACGUUGAAAAGGCGCGCAACCAUCUAAAGAAUGGACUGCAAAUCCACAAAAAAUGUGCUAUGCUCUAUCUCGACCUGUUCCGUGUCCAGUUGAUCUACAUCAAUAAAAAAAUCAUCGAGUGUAUUGAAAUGUUGGAGGAUGUAUGACCGCGCAGAGGAAUCUCAGUGCUUCGAGAGAAGACCUAGAGUACUUCAGAAUACUUGAGGAAGAAUGUUACUGCUCAUCGCCAAUCUCCAGCCAAGGAUUACUUCACAACUUGAUUUUUUAUACACCACCAAACUGAGUUUAAUUCAGGAAAGGGAAUCGGCAGUCAACUAUACAAUACCGAGGAAUAAUUCCACUUUCACCGAAAUAAAUGCAUUUUCAUCUUAUGAUUUUUUCAUUCAUCGUAUUAUUUUUUCAUGAUUUAUUCAUUUGUAAUAAAAUUUUAUUUUUGGUUUACAUCAUUUUAUUUUUAUUUUAUCAUUCAUAAUAUUAUAUUUAAGAGUUUGUUCGUUAGUGAAUUGAUCUCAAGAUGUCAUUAUUUAUUCAAGGCCAGUCCAUUUUUGCUAUGAUUUUCAAAGCAAUGACAUUCUGGUAGUUGUGAUGCUUUAUUGUUUUAUAAACCCAAUUUAUAAUUAUGAUUCAUUCUGUGUCGACUUGAAAAUACCCCCACCCUUCUGUAUCCAAGGAUAUAUUUACUACAAAUUCAAUCAUUUGCCAAUGUUUUUCAAACUCGGGAGGCUAAUUAUUAUUCCCGAGUUGUGUAUUUGAACAGAAUCCUAUUAGGUAGAAUGAAAUAUACUGAUAGUAUUUAUAGAAAUAUUCAGA